AAAAAAAAAACGGAGAAGAAAAAGGGGAAAUAAUGGUUUUCUCGCAAUAAUCCGGCAUUCCCCAAAAUCGCACGACGAUUUCCUUCUUCCCUCCUUUCUUUCGAUCCCUCCUUCCAAACCAAGCCCUAGAAAAUACAAAAACCAGAAGAACCUCUCUCUCUCUCUCUCUCUCUCUCUCUCUCUCUCCCCAAACCCUAAUCCCCAAAUCAUCCUCCUCUGUCUCUGAACCCUCGAAACCCUAAUUCCUACCCUUCUUCUUGAAACGCUAAUUCCUGCCUUCCUCUUGAAACCCUAUUCCCAAGGACUGUCGGAACUCUUCCUUCGCGCAUGAGGUAAGAAGAAAAUGCGAAUUCCUUCAACUCUAUCAUUCGUGGAUUGCGUUUGGUUCUUCAACUGCUUCAAACCAAUGCCAUUUCGAGUCUGAAUUGAGAAGAACGUGGAAAUUAGGGCAAUUUAGCUUCGAAAACCUCACUCCAUCUCUCCCUCUGCCUCUGUUUUGUAUGAAGAGGAAGAUAUUUCUUCUUCCGUUUUUUAUAGUUUCUGUUUGAACUGGAUUGGUUUCGGAAUGUAAUAUUUCUGUGAAUUGCGAUUCAUUUCGUUCCGGUUUUUACUACAAUUGCGGUUUCGUACUAUUAGGGUUUUUGCUUGCAUUAUUCAUUGCACUGAUAAUGGGAAGUGAAGUUCGGUAGCAAUUGUGAAUAGCAGUGGUGUGGACACUGACUUGCAUUUUCUUUGGAGCUGCUUGGUGUUGUGUCUGUCGAAGAUCCUAGCCGUCCGGUCUUGGGCCCUUCUCUAAUGUCGAAUGUGGACCAUUGCUGUAUUUUGUUUCUCAACUGCCUAUUUGGAGGACACCGAUUGAAGGGUUAGGAUGGUCCCACUGGGGCAAUUUUCGGGGAGAUGGUUCAUCUCUGUUGGGUCUACUAGAUCGGUGGUGUGGAUUGCCAAACCAUGGGCCCACCUGUAGGAACUCAAGGCUUGAGGACGGCAUACAUAUUCUCGGCUGAGGCGUGUAUCAUUUUGCUUGCCUCUCUACAGUACGCGGAUUCUUCAAAUAAAAAUUGGAGGAACUCUUGAUCAUACGAUGGGAGAUUGCUGUAGAGAUACCUAUUGAAGAGUAAGUAACGAAGAAAUGCAUGGACACAGCCCAGGGUCUGCUCUCUUAUUAAAUGCGGAGGUUGAUUCCAUGGGAGGAGUCAUUGAUGGAGUAGGCGUAGAUAGCAAAACCUCUCCCCGCCGUGCGGCCAUCGAAAAGGCUCAAGCAGAGCUUCGGCAAGAGUUUGAUGUGCGUGAGGAACGGAGAAGGGAACUAGAAUUUCUUGAAAAAGGGGGCAAUCCACUGGACUUCAAACUCGGUCCCGCAACCUCAAUCAGCGUACAGUCUACUUCACUCACAGAUCAGCUUGCUGAGCACUAUGUGAUUAGUGAAGCAAAAGGUAGCUUUGCAUUGACUGCCUCACCUCAUGGAGAUUCUGUCGACAGCAGCGGGAGACCAGGGGCUCCUCUGGGUCGGGAACCAAAUAUUGCUGAUAAUCUUUUACUUUUCGAUGGUGAAAAUGAUACUCUUGAUGGUGAGAGGAAGGGUGUACAUCCCACUAGAAGGGGUAAUAUCGCCUCAUCAGAACAGUCUUCCCAGCUGGAUGGAAGUAAUAAUGCAAAGGAGUCGGAAGACUCGGCAAUAUUCCGCCUUGGGGUGAAAGGCCAAGCAUAUGCUCGAAGAAAUAGAUCCAGGUCAAGUCGUGAUGCAGUUUCAACUGAUUUACAUCCAUCUGGCCAUGGUAAUGGAUCUUCCAUUUUUCCUUCUCGCCACGGUUCAAGGGAUGCAAAGGGUUCAUUAUGUGAAGUGCACAUGGAUAAGGAUCACGCGGUUUCUUCUAUUUGUAACUCGAAAACAACAAGUCCAAAUGGUAAUGUGGUUUCCAAGAUCCUCACAUCUGAUAAUCAAAUGGAUAUGGAGUUGGAUGCUGUUCAGGCUCAUGAUGCAAUGACUGAUGUGCCUAAAGUUCGACAGUCAGAAGACAGGGUAGAUACUGGAAAAACUGAACAUAAUCAACCUGUGUUAGUUGGAGAGAGGGAAGAUGGAGUUUCAGUUAGUCCUGAUCGUGUGUCCUAUGCAGCUAAAGCGAAGACAGAAAAUUUCUCUAGUGUUGUUGGUCAGCUUAAUGGGUUUAGGACUUCAAAUAGAGAUGGCACUGACUUGGAAAAUGAAGGUCAAAAUAAAAGAAAUCACAUUUUUGAUUCUGGGCCUGCAGUUACUACAAAAAAAGGGUUAGAUUCAGAGUUCUCUUGUACCCGGGUUCGUCAUAGCUUAGAUGGAAAUGUUGUCACUGACCAGUGUUCAGUAUUAAGGAAGAUUAGCAGCAGUCCUGAUGGAAGUUCCAAAGAACAGGCUCCAGCUAUUGAAGGGACCUCUUUGGUAAAAGACGCUAACCAGGUUAAAGAAAAUGAGUCCAAAGCUUGUGAGGCGCAUGCUGUUGCUGAUAAUGAUGUUAACCUCAGCAACUCUGGAAUUCAGAUCAAGAUUGAAGAGGAGAUAUGCCAUAGCAGAUCUAAUUUGCAUAGCGAAUCGAAGCCUGCCACCAACACUGAGGGCAUGGAGCUGACAGAUCAUCUUAUUUCAAAAUUGGAAGGAAAUGUGAAUAAUUCAUUAGGUGAUAAAUCCAAUUCGAAAAUUACAGGUUUGUGCACUCAAGGUAGGCCUUUAUGUACUUCUGUUUCCUCCAAUGUGGAGCCUCCAGAGACCACCGUUCCUGCGAAGGGGUCUCCAGCUGCAUCUGAGCUUCAAAACUGUACAGAGAGCUGCUCAAAGCUAGUGGACAAGAUGCAUGAAGAUGCUAUUUUGGAAGAGGCUCAAAUGAUAGAGGCUAGACUUAAGAGGGCUGGCGAGCUAUCCUUUAGUAGUUCCCCUUCAGUGAAACGGCGGAAAUCUCACUGGGAUUUUGUCCUUGAGGAAAUGGCAUGGUUGGCGAAUGAUUAUAUGCAGGAGCGUCUUUGGAAGACAACUGCUGCAACUCAAAUGUCUCACUGGGUUGCUUCUACUGGUCGGUUAAAAUUUGAUGAGGCAAAUCUAUGUCGGAAGCAGAAGAAAGUGGCUCGCAUUUUCGCAAAGGCUAUCCUGCAAUUCUGGCAUUCAAUGGAGGUGCUUCUAAAGAGUAAUGAUUCAGGUGUUCACCUUGAGGAAGAAUGCGAUUCAGCUUUAUUUGGAUUGCGGAAGGCUAAGGUUGGGGCAGCUGUCAAAGACAAGAUUGAAGAACACGUCAAGUCGCUGGGGACUGGCAAAAAUUUGGAGGAGAGAGAUUCUGGACGAAAUCUCCGUUUUCCACUUCAGAGAUAUGCCGUAAGGUUCUUGAAAUAUAACAGCUCCUUGGAUUGUCCUGUUCAAGCUGAAGCACCAACCACCCCGGAGAGGAUAUCCGAUGCCGGCAUUUUGGAAGUGACAUGGGAAGAUCGAUUUUCAGAAGAAAGCCUCUUCUACACUGUCCCCCCUGUCGCGAUGGAAAACUACAGGAGAUCUGUGGAAUCCUUUUGGGCAAAAUAUGAGAAAAUCGGCAAUGCUAGGCGCCAAGAGGAAGUCGAGGCAUCUUUGCAUGAUUCUGCUGCAGAGUUUGGAGCUCGAGAGAAUGCAUAUGAAGACGAUGAAGGAGAAACAGGGGUGUAUGAUUUACAUGGAUCUUUUGAAGGUAGCAAGUCAUCAAAAUUCGCUCAAAGAAAGAGGAAAAACUCACAGAAGUCAUAUGCUACCAGACCAUAUGAAGUAGGGGCUGAUUCGUCUUAUGGGCACUGUGUAGAAAGCAAAAUGGGAAAUCAACCAUCCCUGUUAACAGUAAAAAGGCCUUCCAGUAGCCUAAAUGUCGGUUCCAUUCCAACGAAGCGCGUUCGUACAGCUGCAAGGCAAAGGGUUGCCAGUCCUUUCAGUGCUGGAGUUACUGGGGGCAUGCAACUGCCAAAUAAAACUGAUGCUUCAAGUGGAGAUACUAGUUCUUUCCAGGACGACCAGAGUUCAUUGCAUGGUGGAUCCGAACUCAAGAAAAACUUGGAAGUUGAGUCCACUGGAGACUUUGGAAAGCUGACAACACUUGAUAGCACAGAGAUGUCCACAAAACCCAAAAAGAAGAAGCCUAAGAAUUUGGGUUACAGAAACACAAUGAAUUCAACAGAUUCUCUUGGAUUUGUUAAAGGUUCCACUUUUGAACAACGGUGGCAGCUCGAUUCGGUGGUUCAACAUGAGCAGAAGGAUCUUUCUAAGAAGAGAUUGGAGAGUCAACAGUUCGAUUCCAAUGGCAAUGCCGGUAUGUAUGGCCAACAUGUUGCCAAGAAACCCAAGAUCUUGAAGCAACUUCCGGAUGGUUCCCCAGAAUCCAUUACUCCAGUGAAUGGGUCUAUGCCUUCACCAGUUGCUUCUCAAAUGAGUAAUAUGUCCAACCCAACAAAGCUUAUCAAAAUGAUUGCUAAUCGGGAUCGGGGCAGGAAAUCUAAAGCAUUGAAGAUGCCUGCUGGACAGUCAGGGUCAGCAAGUCCAUGGUCAGUUUUUGAAGACCAGGCACUUGUUGUCCUUGUGCAUGAUAUGGGUCUAAACUGGGAGCUGAUAAGUGAUGCUAUCAACAGUACCCUGCAGUUCAAGUGUAUCUUUCGAAAACCUAAAGAAUGCAAGGAGCGCCACCAUUUUCUGAUGGACAGGAAUGCUGGUGACGGGGCUGAUAGUGCAGAAGAUUCCGGGUCGUCUCAACCUUAUCCUUCCACCUUACCUGGCAUUCCAAAGGGUAGUGCCAGACAGUUGUUUGAACGUUUGCAGGGACCAAUGGAAGAAGAUACUCUAAAGUCUCAUUUUGAGAAAAUCAUUGUCAUUGGGCAGCAGCUGCAUGCCCGCAGGAGUCAGAGUGAUAAUCAGGAAUUGAAACAAAUUGCACCAGUUCACAAUUCUCAUAUUAUCGCUCUUUCCCAAGCAUGCCCGAAUAAUUUGAACGGAGGCCCUCUAACGCCGCUUGAUCUUUGUGAUGCAACUACAUUGAGCCCAGACGUCAUUUCGCGUGGGUAUCAGGGUUCUCAUACUAGUAGCUUAGCAAUUCCAAGCCAUCAGAAUCCUGUGACACCUGUACUGCCUACAUCCGGUGCAAACUCUAUGCUACAAGGAUCUUCUGGUAUGGUCCUAGCCAAUAGCUUACCAUCACCAUCCACUUCGCUGAAUGCACCUGCUAGGGACGUGCAUAGAUAUGGUGUGCAAAGACCGUCAUCUUUGCCCAUGGAUGAACAGCAAAGAAUGCAACAACAGUAUAAUCAAAUGAUUUCGGGUAGAAACAUUCAGCAGCCUGGUUUGCCUGUUUCCGGUGCUUUGCCUGUUUCUGGUGCUUUGCCUGUGCCAACUGAUCGUGGAGUUCGUAUUCUACCCGGUGGAAGUGGAAUGGGCAUGAUGAGCGGGAUGAAUAGAGGCAUGGCGAUUCCUCGGCCUGGGUUUCAGGGAAUUGCUUCAUCAGCUAUGCUGAGCAUGGUUUCAUCUGGUGGGAUGCCAAGCACUGUUAAUUUACACACGGGAGCAGUUUCUGGUCAGGGAAAUUCUAUGUUGAGACCUCGUGAUGCUUUGCAGAUGCUGCGGCCCGGCCAGAAUCCAGAGGAUCAAAGGCAGAUGAUGAUGCAAGAGCUUCAGAUGCAGGUCACUCAAGGGAAUGGCCAGGGUGUCACCCCUUUCAAUGGCUUGAGCACAGCAUUCUCUAAUCAGACGGUUCCUCCACCAGUUCAAUCAUACCCGGUGCAACACCAACAGCCGCAUCAAAUGCCACAGCAGCCACACAUGCUCAACAAUCCCCACCACCCUCAUCUCCAAGGCACCACCAACCCUAACUCCCACCCGCAGGCCUAUGCGAUGCGUAUUGCUAAGGAGAGGCAACGGAUGUUGCAUCAGCAGCACCAGUUCACCACCCCCAGCGCUUCGAUGCCUCAUGCUCAAACACCGUCUCAACACCCCAUGCCCCCACUACAAAACAGUUCUCCGAUCCAGCAACAAGUUUCUGCUCAGCCAGUGUCUCUUCCCCCUCCAAUCUCUCAACACCCCUUAACACCAUCAUCUUCUCCGUUGAAUCCUAUUCCUCAAAGCCAACAAAAGCAGCACCAUGGGCCGCAUGGGCUCAGUCGGAAUCUUCAAGCGGGUGGUAACCUUCCAAAUCAGAUGCUAAAGCAACAACGGCAGCGGCAGCAGCAGCAGCAUCUUCAACAACAGCAGAGGCCUCAUCCACAGCAACGGCAGCAAUCCCAACAGCAGGCCAAGGUCAUGAAGGGAUUAGGCAGAGGGAACAUGAUGCUACACCAGAACCUCCCUGUCGAUGCCUCCCAUGUGAAUAGUAAUGGCCUUCCUCCGGCCCCAGCAAACCAAGUUGCUGAGAAAGGGGAGCAGCAGGUCAUGCACCAUCUGAUGCAGGGUCAGGGCUUAUUUUCUGGCUCAGGUUCGAUUCCUGUUCAACCAGGGAAGCCGUUGAUGCCUCAAAUGUCGAGCCAGGGUCAGCCGCAGCCACAUCAGCAAAAGAUGUUUUCUCGUCCGCCACAACCAUCACCGAAGCAAUUGCAGCAGAUGUCUUCUCAUCUGGAUAACAGCAACCAAGGCCAGGCCCAGGUUCCUCCAAGUCACACAUUAUUGGGUGCGUCCCAACCAUCCAUGCCUUCUUCUUCUUCACUGUCCUUGGCAUCCCAGCAACAGCAGCAGCUGCAGAGGCAGACGAGCCAGUCACAGCAAACUGUUCAGAGAAUGCUUCACCAGAACCGUCAGACAAGCUCAGACUCUACAAUACAAUCGCCUGCUGAUCAAGUCCAAGCAAAUCCGCAGUCGGCAAAUGGCGCGUUUCAGAUGGUCCCUAAUGCGACUCUUACCCAGUGUACAGAUUCGACUAAUGCUGUCCCUCCGAUGUCGUCCUCUGCAUCCGUUGCACCAUCUCAAUGGAAACCGGAGCCAAUGUAUGAUAUGAGUACCACAGCUCCAACCCCUCAGCUGGCUGCCAUGGGAAACACGCCUCAGCCAAAUUCUGUGGGAACCGAACCAAUGUCCUCAUCCAGCCAAGGAUUAGCACAGAGGCAGUUCUCAGGCAGUGGUGUUCCAGUCCAUGGGCACCAUAUGAGUGGGCAAUGGCAGCAACAGCCACAGCCACAACCGCAUCAGCCGCCACACCAACAGCAGCAGCAUCGACAAGCAGGUCAAGGUGGUGUAUAUGCUCGCCCCUCUAGUUCUGGACCAGGUUGAAUCAAAGGUCCAGGUUGAGUGGGAUUCCCAAAGCAGCGGUUCCGGACCAUGCUAGUUGUUUGCAUGCAUUUGUAACAUUAUUGUACAGUUGGAAUCUGGUCGUUUUGGAUUUGGUGGAGCCAUCCGUUCCCACAAGUA
Messenger RNA from Magnolia sinica, 7357 nucleotides. RefSeq names its product chromatin modification-related protein EAF1 B-like. The record is from RefSeq and is a predicted model, not a curated record. Gene Ontology annotation, cellular component: NuA4 histone acetyltransferase complex. Lineage: Eukaryota; Viridiplantae; Streptophyta; Magnoliopsida; Magnoliales; Magnoliaceae. The transcript has 23 exons. The coding region runs from base 1130 to 7219 and encodes 2029 amino acids.